CUUCAGGUACAGACCCUAUAAGAUCUGACGCCCGGAAGGUGCGCACGCACUCACAUCACCCGGGACUCGAGCACAUCGAGUCCAUGUGCAGGUUCCCCCGCAUCGACGCAGCAUGAAUUCGGCCUUUCCCAAUUCUGGGCUCAAAUUUCUGAAUCAUGCGAUCAACUGUCUCAAUCGCUUCGGCGAUGUGCUCUCCCUGCACGCCAACCCUGGAGAGACAAGCACGAAUACGGCACCUUUUGUCCGCUUCACCGUAAUCAACUCCUCCGGAUCCGCCCUGUGUCAGGUGUUUCUAGAGGAGCGCUUCUUCGGCCGCUUCUUCAUAGAACCAGACGAGGACGCAAAGGCGAAAGUGAUUGACGCGCAGAUGGCCGCGAGGACAUUCCAAUCUUGUUUCAGGAGUAAAGCUAGUAGCAAGCAGCUGAUUGAAUGCGAGCUGAACAUUAAAGAAGAUGAUCGCGAGAACCGCAUCGAGAUUAGCCUGAAUUAUGACACCAAUUUGAAUAUUCGACAUUCACUAACAUAUGAAGCAAGGCGUGGGCUGGUACCUAUGGGAACUGUGGGACCCCACCUGAUCCGGCUUUCACCUCAGACGUCAAAGGCAUGGCUCGAUCAAUUUCUAAGUGCUUCGACUUCAACGCGAUUCGGCGAGGUGACCUUGUGGUGCUACGAUGAUGUCUGCUUGCUCAAAGCUAAACAUGAGGACCUUCCCACCCUCAAGGAGGAAUGCAAGAGGGGCAUUCAGACAAGUCUCAAGGUAGCCAUAGACGAUCUUGACAUUUUUGACGUCGAGAGAGAAGAGCUGCUGACCUUUGCAUUGAAGGAAUUUAGGGCUGCGCUAGCACUUGCCGAAACGCUCAGCGUCCCGGUCGACCUGCGCUUCAGCGAGGGAGGGGAGCCGCUCUUUGUCGAACUGCGAACAUCCGAAGGGGCGCGCGUUGUGACCGUCCUCGCCACCUCUACCAACGAUGUGACCGAGUCAGCCGACCAAAGCACUGCGCAAGCGCGAGCAGGAGAGGAGGUACGCCAGAAUCCCAACACCACACGAGCUCGCGCAGCCGCUGCCCCCGCCGACAACAACGCCGCGACGAACGCGAAUUGCGGCGAUGGCCAAGUGCUCAGUCGUGGAAGAAGCCAGUUCACAGUGCCGAGUAGGGCAGCAACAAGCCAGUGGAUGCCCGCGAACGACAAUGGUGCUGCGCGAGCUCAUGCGUCUUCAGUGAGGGGCUCGAAGCUCGACAGCGGCUCGCUGCGCACGGUGCUUGAAAGCCAGGCCUCGCAGCAUCUUAGUCUCUCGAGUUCACGAGGAGUGGGGAAUAUUCAACAGGGCACGCCGAUGGAGUCUACGCAGAUGCAGAAUGACAAUGCCCGCCGGAUGAGUGAAGAGCACGACGCACCGCCGCUCUUCCGCGGUGGCUCGCAAGCUACCACAGCGCCCAUGGCGACAGAGGGCAUACCCUUCGAUGAUGAAGCGGAUGCGAAUGACUUGGAGGCGGACAAAGCGGGUCUUGACGCACUCGAGGCUUAUGAGAGAGCUACGCAAACGCAGCAGCCGCAGAAAGAGCCUGGUUCGCAGCUCCUGUCACAGCUGUACCUUCACUCUGUGGCUGGAAGAAAGGCAGUAGCAGGCGUUGCAGAAAGGGCGCAACGUGAGGAAGGCGAGGAGGAGGGUGGAGAGGAGCGCCGACGCAGAAUGGAAGAGGAGCAGCGGGAGCUGGCAGCGAUCGCACAGACGCUUGCGGAAGGCUCGAUGGCCGCAGCUGCUUCGGCUUCCAGCCUGCGACUGCGACCUCGACCAAAAGCAACGCCAGCAGCCAGUAGCGCACAUGCAGGCGGGAAUAUGAGCCCGAGCGCAAAUGCGGUAGUACUACAUGAACAAGCGGGCUCUCCGGGGAAGGCGCCUAACGCCAAGGAUGUGACACAUGCGGAUCUGGAUGAAUUCGAGCCGCUGCCGAUUGACGCAAGCAACGAGCUACUCGGCGUGCAGCUCGACAUGGAAGGUGCUACGCCUCCUCGGUCUUCCGCAGCAAUGAUGGACCAAGCCAUCGUGACGAUCGGUGCGCCGAAGAGUGAAGCAUCAUCGCACGCUGAGGAAGCGGGUGGCGAUGAAAGCCUGGGGGAUGAGCCGCUGGACGAGACAUUGCCGGAGGACUCCGCACGGCCUACACGAUCGCUGCCGCUGCUGCAGGGGAGCACGCUUCUGGCUGACAGCGAAAUGGAAAGUGACGACGAGGAUGAGGAGGAUGACGAAGCGAUGCAAGCGACGCAGAUAGAAAAGUACGAAGCCUUAUUCUGAUCGGAAUGCAGAUAUUCGCGGGGGAAAGCGCUUGUAACAUACAGAUGGGAUCCGCUUGCAUCGUUCUGCUUGAUACAUGUGUAGGAAACGAGAGCGAGGCUACGCAGCCAAUCCGAGCGCCAGCGCCAGUGUUUCGGCCACGGAAGACCCUGUGCGCGUGCUGCUCAACCUUGAGCGCGGGGCGCGAAGCCCGCCAUGGGACACACUGUGGGAGAUGUGCAGAG
This is a messenger RNA of Tilletiaria anomala UBC 951, 2520 nucleotides long. RefSeq lists its product as uncharacterized. Bases 113 to 2296 code for a protein of 727 amino acids. NCBI's taxonomy places the organism in Eukaryota, Fungi, Basidiomycota, Exobasidiomycetes, Georgefischeriales, Tilletiariaceae. The record is from RefSeq and is a predicted model, not a curated record. Gene Ontology annotation, biological process: DNA repair; mitotic intra-S DNA damage checkpoint signaling; cellular response to ionizing radiation. The transcript is spliced from 7 exons. Gene Ontology annotation, cellular component: checkpoint clamp complex.